Messenger RNA from Panicum hallii, 1028 nucleotides. Its product is annotated as basic transcription factor 3-like. NCBI's taxonomy places the organism in Eukaryota, Viridiplantae, Streptophyta, Magnoliopsida, Poales, Poaceae. The coding region runs from base 225 to 728 and encodes 167 amino acids. The transcript has 6 exons. Gene Ontology annotation, cellular component: nascent polypeptide-associated complex; cytosol. The record is from RefSeq and is a predicted model, not a curated record.
CAUUGCUCCAUUGGUCGGUAUUGUUGUAUUGGUUGUGCGCUCAAUCUUCGCAAUCUGUUCCGUCUGUGGCCUAGAUUUAGCCCUCGAGCAAGCAGCAAGGACUUGUGAGAUUGGAUUUAGCAGCCUGAUUUGCCUAUCUGCCGUUUUGGUAGAUUCGGGUGUACGGUUGGGAAAAGCCCCCGCUGGAUUUGCGCAAGCGCGGCUGCCUCGUGCUCUCUCACUAUAUGAAUGUGGAUAAGCUCAAGAAGAUGGCGGGCGCUGUGCGCACCGGAGGAAAGGGCAGCAUGCGCAGGAAGAAGAAGGCAGUUCACAAGACCACAACCACCGAUGACAAGAGGCUUCAAAGUACUUUAAAAAGAAUCGGAGUGAACACUAUUCCUGGUAUUGAGGAGGUCAACAUUUUCAAGGAUGAUGUUGUGAUCCAAUUUCAGAACCCUAAAGUGCAAGCAUCCAUUCCUGCAAAUACAUGGGUAGUCAGUGGAGUACCACAGACGAAAAGUCUGCAGGACCUGCUGCCAACGAUUAUUAACCAACUGGGCCCUGAUAACCUGGACAACCUUCGGAGGCUUGCUGAGCAGUUCCAGAAGCAGGUGCCUGGUGCUGAGACUGGUGCCAGCGCAGCUGCACAGGAUGAUGAUGAUGUCCCUGAGCUUGUCCCGGGAGAGACAUUUGAAGAGGCCGCCGAGGAGAAGAAGGAACCAGAGCCUGAAGAGAAGAAAGAAUCAUAAUUUUGCACAUCUCAUCCAUUGUUGCCAUCUGCCAUGAGAGACGUGCUCUUCCGUGAACUCUGAGUCUCUGACGUGCCUUAUUGGUCUCCAUGUGCUCCAGUUUUCAGUUUUACAAGGAUUUGGUCGAAUCCCAGUCAAAUUGAGUUUUGCAACAAGUGUGUGUUUCACGUUUGCAAGUUAUUUUUUGAUUACGAGAAAUGUGUAGAGCUGUAAUCUAGUGGAGGCUUAAGCUGCAAAUGAUGGGUGGUGAUGAUGGAUGAGAGCUCCUAAGCACUUUUGAGUUUCCUUUAAAGUUCUGAA